AUGUCGUUAAAUACCCAACGCUAUCCCACUCCCCCCAGAUCCAUCCCCAAAUCCACCGCCAAAUCCACCACCCCCCGUCUACGCUCCGCCUGCGACUCCUGCCACCAAGCGAAGACGAAAUGCUCCGGCACCAGCCCCUGUCUGAGCUGCCAGAUGUCAGCGACGCCCUGCACCUACAGCCCCUGCAACCAACCCGGUCGACCAAAGGGGAGCAAGAACAAACGCAGCGUGAUCGACGUGAAAGAACACAAGGGCGAUCCAUUCGAGACGCCGUCGCUGGGUCUGCGUCCACCCCAGUCCCUCUGGCAGGAAUCCAUCGACUUCAACCUCGCCCCGCUAGUGCUGGAGAACCCGCUGGUGGAGGAGCUGCGGAAUCCGCCCGCGCCGGAGGAGGAUCAUGAGAACGACUUCAACUUCGUGCAGCCGCCGUUUCAGGCCCCGCCCUCUUCGACGAUGGGGGACGGGUCGAAUUCCAACCUCUCCCCCUGCGACAGCCCCGGGUAUGCCACUCCCAGUGCGAGCGUGCCGAACGACGAUCCCCCGACGGACGGGGAUCGGGGCGGGUCCUGCUCGUGUCUGCAGCGGCAUGUAUAUCUAGUCUACCAGCUAGGGGAUCUGCAGUCCGCGUCGGUGGGCAAGGUCAGCGCGCCCGCGGUGCUGGAGGCGGUGCGGAGAGCGCAGAGCCCGUGGACGCGGCUCCAGGAGUGCAGGCGAUGUCGGGGGCCGGAUUUUCCGCAGGAGGUGCUGCUGCUGUUUGCCGUUAGCAUUCGCAUUCUGCUCUCGGCGUUCCGGCAGAUGAACAUGUGGGAUCCGGAGGGAGGGCAGAGUAUCGGGACUGAGGGUUCGGUGCUGGAGGCUGAGACGGACGUGCUGGUCGGCAGCUUUGAAGUCACGGGCACCGUCAAGGCUGAGAUGGUCAAUCUGAUCCUGCGCAACGCCCUCGAGCAGGUCCUCUCGGCGCUGAUGUAUCUGCAAUCUCGAUCGAGUUCGCUGUGGGCGUCGCUGCUCGAAACGACCUCUCGAGCUGAGCGGCCUUCAUCGGGUCAUGCGUCGCCCAGUCGCAGUCUAGGGCUCGAUGAGACAAGCAAUAGUCUGCUAAAGGGCAGGCAAACAUUACAGGAGUCAGGACCGGGGAGCAAGCGAGCGCGCGUCUAG
Aspergillus steynii IBT 23096 is the source of this 1155-nucleotide messenger RNA. RefSeq names its product Zn(II)2Cys6 transcription factor domain-containing protein. Lineage: Eukaryota; Fungi; Ascomycota; Eurotiomycetes; Eurotiales; Aspergillaceae. Gene Ontology annotation, cellular component: nucleus. The transcript is spliced from 2 exons. Bases 1 to 1155 code for a protein of 384 amino acids. The record is from RefSeq and is a predicted model, not a curated record. Gene Ontology annotation, biological process: positive regulation of transcription by RNA polymerase II. Gene Ontology annotation, molecular function: DNA-binding transcription factor activity, RNA polymerase II-specific; zinc ion binding; sequence-specific DNA binding.